Capronia epimyces CBS 606.96 is the source of this 1635-nucleotide messenger RNA. Its product is annotated as mannan polymerase II complex ANP1 subunit. Gene Ontology annotation, cellular component: mannan polymerase complex. The transcript is spliced from 2 exons. Gene Ontology annotation, biological process: protein N-linked glycosylation; cell wall mannoprotein biosynthetic process. Gene Ontology annotation, molecular function: alpha-1,6-mannosyltransferase activity. The coding region runs from base 1 to 1635 and encodes 544 amino acids. The record is from RefSeq and is a predicted model, not a curated record. Lineage: Eukaryota; Fungi; Ascomycota; Eurotiomycetes; Chaetothyriales; Herpotrichiellaceae.
AUGAAUAGGCACCACGCCUUCACCAACGGCUAUGCCGCCAACAAGAAACAUGAUGACGAGGUCUAUCGUCCCUAUUCCGACCGAGCCGAUCUGGAGAACAAGUACAUCUGGGGCAUGAACGAUCUUGUCGAGGAUGAAAAGACGGAGGCUGCUUUCGGCCGCCGAUUUGAACCACGAAGAAAAGCACUCAACUCUCGCUCUCGGCUAAUACGACUGGGCUUGAUUGCCCUAGGGACCAUCGCCUGCAUCAUCUACAUCAUCUUCCCCUCAAUCCUACGAGGUUCUUUCUCAUCGAAUCCUGCCUCCUCUCUGGAACAGUCCGACAUUGAGACCUUACGAUAUUACGAUCUGGAAGAUGCUCAAGGAUCGUCGGUAGGAUGGCACAGAGAGGAGCGGGUCUUGCUCUGCACUCCUUUGCGAGACGCUGCACCUCAUCUACCCAUGUUCUUUGCCCACCUGCGAAACUUUACCUACCCACACCGCCUCAUAGACCUGGCCUUUCUUGUCUCCGAUUCAAAGGACAACACUGAAGAGCUACUCUCCCAAAUGCUGGAAGCACAGCAAGCAGAUCCCGACCCACUACAACACUACGGGGAGAUUUCGGUCAUACACAAAGAUUUUGGACAGGCUGUCAGUCAAGAUUUUGAGAGUCGACAUGGGUUUGCCGCCCAAGCGGGCCGGAGAAAACUCAUGGCACAAGCGCGAAACUGGCUCCUCAGUGCCGCAUUGAGACCCUAUCACAGUUGGGUCUACUGGCGCGACGCCGAUGUGGAAACGUGUCCAUUCACCAUCAUAGAGGAUUUAAUGCGACAUGAUAAGGAUAUUACCGUGCCGAACAUUUGGCGUCCCCUUCCCGACUGGCUGGGUGGUGAACAACCCUAUGAUUUGAACUCAUGGCAAGAGUCGGAGACCGCCAUUGCGCUGGCUGAUACCCUGGACGAAGAUGCCGUCAUUGUUGAAGGGUAUGCUGAGUAUGCCACCUGGCGUCCGCAUCUGGCCUAUCUUCGAGAUCCAUACGGCGAUCCGGACGUCGAGAUGGAACUUGACGGGGUCGGUGGUGUGUCCAUCCUCGCCAAAGCCCGGGUCUUCCGUGCUGGUGUCCACUUCCCUGCCUUUUCGUUCGAGCGACACGCCGAGACCGAAGGGUUUGGCAAAAUGGCGAGACGCAUGGGGUUCUCGGUUAUAGGGCUACCGCAUUACACUGUCUGGCAUCUGUACGAACCGUCUGUCGAUGAUAUCAGACAUAUGGAGGAGAUGGAGGCAGAAAAACGGGAAAGAGAGAAGCAAGAAAAAGAAAAUGCUCUGGUGGCCAAGAAGAUCCAGGAUGAAUUCCAACCAGUGGACUCGCAGUGGGAAGCGGACAAACAGGCCAUUGCUGGUGGGGGGGUCGACAAGUCAAAUCCCAAGGCUGAGGUCAAAGAGGACAUGAGAAAGAAGGAAAGUGUGAGGAAGGUCAACACCCACAAAGAGGAUACUGAUGGCAAGGCAGCUGGCAAGGAGGUUGAAGACAGAAAGGGUGCAGACGUGAAGGACCAGAAGCCUGCUGCUGCGCCCGGACGCGGCGAAGGCCGACGCCUUGCUUCUGGUGACACCAAACGAACACAUGCCCAAGAGCAGGAGGAUGAUGAUGAAUAA